AUGCACGAUGAGUUCAUUCUCCUCGUCCUGUUCCCAAUCGUCCUUGGAUCCCAGAUCCCUCCCACCGUGGAUGUUGCAAUAGUGGGUGCUGGACUAUCUGGGAAAGUCGUUUGUCAUAUUCGAAGCUCGAAACUGAGUCGGGGAAUCGCAGAACUCGGCGCCCAGUUCAUGGGACCAACCCAGGAUCGAGUACUCGAUUUGGCACAAUCUCUGGGUCUAUCGACCUUCAAAACCUUCAAUGAAGGAAAUACCUCCCAUGGAAUGGUGGCCGAAAUAGAUUUCAAUGCUCCCUGGAACCAUUCGCGGUCGACCGAGUGGGAUAUCGAGACGGUUCAAAGCUGGCUGAAUCGUGUAGCGCCGCAUCCUGAGGCUCAGUUUCUGCUUCCCGAUGGGCUACAGUCGGUGUUCUCGACUGAGCCUCGGGAACAGUCAUGCCUACAUGUAGCCGGCGGAGCACAGAAGCAACGAAUUGUAGGAGAGACACAGCUGCUAGCCACCAAUCUUGCUGAAAGACUCGGGCUGAACAGUAUCAUCUUCAGUGCCUAUGUUCAAACAAUCGAGCUAAAGGGGGAGACAUACCUUGUCUCAUCGAGCAAUCAAUCUAUCUUGGCAAAGCAUGUGGUCGUCGCUAUAUCUCCUCUCUUCGCGCCCCGCAUUGCUUAUCAGCCAUCAUUGCCUGCAGCACGCGAUCAUCUUACCCAAUGUAUACCGGCGGGGUCCGUGGGGAAGGUCUACAUUCGUGCCGUACGAAUAACCCUCGAUAGCUCGCAUAAUGAUGGCUCGUUCGGCGCUAUGAUGGGCUCUAUUGAAGCGGACGGGAUGAGAAGACUAGACCGUCUGUCUGAGACUGAGAUAAUUAAGGAGAUUACAGACGACUCCAUUCUCUAUUUCGGACCCAAAGUGGCUGACGUCCCGGUUGCAUAUACGCCUCCCGGCGUGCUCACGGCGGACGGUACCUCAUUAAAGGCACAACACGGUAGGCUCCAUUUUGCGGGAACAGAGACCGCUUCAUGUUGGACCGGCUUUAUGGACGGUGCGAUUCGAUUUGGAGAACGCGCUGCUGCAGAGUUUUUGAAGAACUUUUAA
Molecule: messenger RNA, 1086 nt
Organism: Aspergillus alliaceus
Lineage: Eukaryota; Fungi; Ascomycota; Eurotiomycetes; Eurotiales; Aspergillaceae
Product: flavin monoamine oxidase family protein
Exons: 7
Coding region: 1-1086 (361 amino acids)
Molecular function (GO): oxidoreductase activity
Source: RefSeq, a predicted model, not a curated record